This is a messenger RNA of Naegleria fowleri, 1620 nucleotides long. RefSeq lists its product as uncharacterized. Gene Ontology annotation, molecular function: calcium ion binding; ATP transmembrane transporter activity. The transcript is spliced from 4 exons. The record is from RefSeq and is a predicted model, not a curated record. Bases 1 to 1620 code for a protein of 539 amino acids. Gene Ontology annotation, biological process: transmembrane transport. NCBI's taxonomy places the organism in Eukaryota, Heterolobosea, Eutetramitea, Acrasida, Naegleriidae.
AUGACACAAUCACUCAACACCGACAAAGGUGGAUUACAACAGCAAAAUGUUGUUGAUCAACAACAACACCAUUCUUUAUCACCGUCAUCAUCAAAUUCCAACCCACCACCACCACACGUCGUUGAUAUCAAUUCUCUUCGCGAAACAUUUCAAAAACUUGAUCGCAACCACGAUGGUCGUUUAACACUCACCGAGUUCGAACAAGCUGCCCACGAAUUAAAACUUCCCUCUCGUCAUCUUCUCAAAAUUUUUCAACAGAUCGAUUCGAAUCAUGAUCAAUCCAUCACGUUCGAAGAAUUUUCAAAAUUUGUCUCUCAUCGAUACGAGGAAUUACAAUUCAUUUUUCAACAACUCGAUACCAACAAGGAUGGAAAACUCGAUGCCAAUGAAAUGAUGCAAGGAAUUCAAAAAGUCUAUAAAUUGAGUGGUGGUGGUGGCGAUCAAAUGGAGACUUUUCAAGAAUUUAUUCAAAAAUUAUUGAAUCGAAUGGACACCAAUCAAGAUGCACAAAUUUCAUUUGAGGAAUUUCGGGACUUGUUGUGUCUCGUUCCUGAAGUAACUCUCGAGUCAGUAGUGGAAUAUUGGAGAGAGGCAAGUGCUUUAUUGAGUGACGAUGUGGAUUUGGUAUUGGUGUCAAGACAGAAAAUUCAAGAACAUGCAGUGGUCACUUCGAAAGGACCUUUUUCAUUUCUGAAUAAUGCAAGUAAGGCAGUUCUUGCAGGUGGUCUCGCAGGAGCCAUCAGCAAAACCGUCACAGCACCCAUGGAACGUUUAAAAGUUAUUUAUCAAGUUCAAACGAAAAAACCUCCUUCCAUGUGGAUGGGUCUUAAAGAAAUUUACACAGAAGGAGGAGUGAAAGGUCUUUUCAGAGGAAAUGGUGUGAAUAUUAUCAAAUCAGCUCCAGAAAAGGCCAUUAAAUAUGCUGCCUUUGAACAAGUGAAAAAUCUGUUAACUAAAAUGAAUGGAGAUCAAAGUUCGAAUGUCAUUACAUUUAUUGCUGGAUCAUCCUCGGGUGUGAUUUGUCAUACGGCGUUGUAUCCCUUGGAAGUGGUCAAAACAAGACUCUCUGUCGCUCCAACAGGUGAAUAUCAUGGAAUGUUUGAUGCCAUUUUCAAAAUUGCUAAAAACGAAGGACCUAUUCAACCAUUCUUUAGAGGAGUUAUUCCAAACAUUCUAAAUACCAUUUGGACUUCUGGAUUUUCUCUAAUGACCUAUGAUGCCAUGAAACAGGUACUUGUGAAUCAUAGUCCAAAUGGUCAACCAAGUAUUGGUGGUUUAAUGUUUUGUGGAUCUGCAUCAUCGGUAUUGAGUCAAACAUUGUUUUAUCCACUUCAUGUGGUAAAAACGAGAAUGAUCAUGCAAGGAGCUCAUGAGUUAGUGGUCACUAAAAAGAAUUUGAAAGCGAAUUUGCAUGGACAAGUGGCGACUGCGACGACCUAUACAGGUAUGAUGGACGCAUUUGUUAAAAUUAUUCAACAAGAAGGAACUAAGGCUCUGUUUAAGGGGUUUGUACCAAGCAUGUUGAAGGGCAUACCUGCUCAUGGUGUCACAUUUGGAGUCUAUGAAUUGGUCAAGAGAUAUUUGGGAUUUGAAGAAGUAGGUCAUAAGAAGAAGCAUUAG